CCUCACCAUUCGGCGUUAUUACUGAUUCAACCCGCUUGCUAGACGGACCUAUGUUGUGAGUGUACUCUGAACUUUUCACAGAUUUUUGUGUACACAAUCAGAUUUUACGCAAUUUACGCGGACGCCUGUAAUGUAAAGUGAUGACUGAGGUUAUGGUAGUGAGGGAGAGGAAGCAAGAAAUACUAAUAAUGCCCCCACAAUCACAAAUUCAAGAAUUCCAGAUGACCGUUGGUCUGAAGAGAAAGAUGGAGGUAGGUGAACAGGUUCCCUGCACUGCUCCUAAGAAACGACCUGAACCUGUUGAGGUUAAACUAGAUGAAGAAUCAGCUCAAUCCAUUCAGUUUUCCCCACCCAGGACCAAUGAUUUCCCCUUGGAUACAGUAUCCCCUGUAUCCCCCCUACGAGAGGAGGAUAUCCACCAGGUUCCUACCGCCAAGCGGAGGCUAGAGGAUCCUGAGGAUAUCCCUACAAAGAAAAUAUGUAGUUUUAAGGAAUUAGCGGAGGAUUCCCGGCCUCCGAGCAGUCUCGAGGAUCCCAUCAUCCAUCCUCUCAACUCCAUGAAGGAGGAUGAGAAUGAGAACAAGGAGAACCUUGUCUGCUUAAAGACCAUCACGGAGAACCAGAACUUUGACUCAAUCCUAGCCAAGACAUUGCUUGCUGCCCGGGCUGAUAAGAAAGCCGAACUAAGUCCUAAGGUGGUCGUUGAACACCAAGACCUCCCUUCUAUAUACGAACUUGGACAAAUUCGGGAGUUUGGGCACCAGGACGACGAGAGUGACUCUGACGACGAAAGUUCUAUGUUUGACACUCCACCCAAAAGUCAUUUUGAUCGGUUCUGGACAUCCUCUGGUGUUAGCAAUACAACUACCACACCCCCUCUGGUCUCCACCUACCAGUUUCUAGAGCAUAGCAAUCAAAGGAUCGAAUGUGAUGAAAACGGAAAAUCUUAUCUUCAGCUUGGAACCAUGAAUCAUCAUCAUAUACCUGUAACUCCAGUACUCCAACCUAAACCAACAAUACUAGCGCCAAGGCGUCCUAUCCCCGCCUGCCGACCUUCUCCGCCCCACCGCCCGCCCAACCCUACUCCGCCUUGUGAACACGCCCAUAUGUCUCCGCCCCGGGGAUGCUCCGCCUCCUGCUACCGCCAGAAAAGAAGUGAUAUGCUUAGUCUUAGCUUACAUAAACUCCACAUGGCCCGGCAAAGAUCCGAUUCCUCACUCCGUCGCUCUGUUCUCAUUUGUAACAUGCUCCGAUAUAUUGAAGAGGAAUCAAACUGUGAACAGCGUCAGCAUGAAGCAGCAGCAUAUCAUCAAGAACAGGAACAAGAGCAGACAUAUUGGUCUCCUGCUCAACAGUCAUUCGUCCCACCCCCUACUCCAAAUCCUUACAGAGAGAACUCCUUUAACUCGGAGAGCUUUGAAGCUCCUUUGAAGGAUUUUAACUCGGCCUUUCGUCAGACCCAGCUUUCUAGUUCAGAGUCGGAGGGGGAGGAGGACAGAGGAAUCAAUUGGUCAUCCGUCCUUUCUCUUACAUCACAGAACGAACUUGAUCCCAUGAACAAUAAUUCUUUCAGUGAAUCCGGCGGCCUGUGGCCGGCUGUUGGCCCGGACUUAACGGAAGUAGAUUUAACACAGAACAGUUUUGACGAUAUAUCCUGGAAACUGUCGCCGAUUUCGGCGGACGAAGUUAUGAAAGCUUUUCCCGAGGAUAACAUGUUCCAAUGCGCGGCCUAGAAAUGGAUUGCUGGUUCGGUCAGCUCCGACGCCGGCCAUCCUAGCUGUCGGUUUUCGUCCUGCGGACCAAUACCGGCCAGAUGGCCGAUUCCGAGUUGUGCCGUUCCGGCAGAAAAGUCCACUUUUUCCCAAAUCAAAAAUGGUUUCCCGAGCUUUUAAACUUUGAACCUUUGAUACUUAAAAGUCUGUGAUAAGUGGAUCCCCCGGGGGGGCUGGAUGUGUGGUGCCCCCCCCCCCCUAGGCCGUGUAUACUAAACUGUGAUCUAUAUAACCGUACCUGCUCAUUUUAAGCAUAAAAGGACACUAUUCGCACGAUCGGUUUAUCCCUUCGCACUGUGCAAUCUUGAAUCUUGUAGGUCUCGUCAAAAUUACAAAUAUUAUAAAUAUAUUAUAAAUAAUAAAAAAUAAAGAUUUAAAGACUA
Molecule: messenger RNA, 2155 nt
Organism: Eurytemora carolleeae
Lineage: Eukaryota; Metazoa; Arthropoda; Copepoda; Calanoida; Temoridae
Exons: 3
Coding region: 141-1733 (530 amino acids)
Cellular component (GO): nucleus
Molecular function (GO): transcription regulator activity
Source: RefSeq, a predicted model, not a curated record